GGAGGUGGUACUGGUCGAUCGCUGGUCGAUCGCGGCGUGACAUUAAAAAAAUAUCAUCCCAGCAUCAAUGCCGUCACUUGAUUGAUAUACAGGGCAGCCAUUCAGAUGACAACUGAAUGUUGCCCUUCGGGCGACCAAUCAAAUCAAACAACGUCUCUAAGUGCAGCAGAACUUACGAUGUCAGCCUAUCAUCCAUCCCCGUUACUUGAUUGACAUACAGGACAACCAGUCAGAUGACAACUGAAUUUUGACCUUUAGGUCACCGCUCAUGCGUAAACAACGAUGCAAAGUGCUAAGCUAGUCGGCGAAUUGCGAGAUUUUAAGCCCUCGCUAAAGUUUAUGGUCACUAAAAUGAGUGAAGGAGCUGGACCAAGUAAAAAGGCAAAAACUGGACCAAGUAAAAAGGCAAAAAACAUAUCACUUCCAUACGGAUAUGGAAUAUUAUACGGAUAUUAUGAUACGGAUAUUAUCCAUGACUGAUAAACAUUUGGAAGUGUGCUUGAGGCUGGCUAUCAGCAGCUACUGUCCGGACUAUGCAUCCCUGGCUGGUUCAAUUCAGUGCAAGUCAUCAAAGUAAACUCAGGUAAUUACAAAAAAUGUUAAUAGUUAAUUAUGUGUGUUUUGCAAUAUUGGCUCAUUUGGUUAUGUAAGGUACAUCAACAUACAUUGUACGUACAAAUAAUCCUCAAUACAUUUGAAAAUAAAUAGAUGUUUUGCAUUUUUGUAGUGGGUAGAUCAUUUUGACUCGGUCAUUUUAAAAGUAGCUCGCAUGCUGAAAAAGUGUGAGCACCCCUGCUGUAGACGGACUGGGACUGUGCUGCAUUUUAUAUCCAUGUACAUGCUAACUACACACCCAUUCCUUUGUGUGUGUGUGUGUGUGUGUGUGCAGAGGUUGUGGAUUUAUGGAAUAUUACAAACAAUAGCAGGCAGCGCUCAUGCAGACAUUCCUCAGUGGACACACACACACACGCAGGCACACGCACACUGCCAUUGUUCUGUCCUUUCCCACGUCACGUGGAGGUGACUCUCGAUCCUCUGCCUACUUUCUGGCUUCCUCUCCCAAGAAAUGACCUUUUAGAAGUUUGUGACUUCAGGUGUUGCUGGGGUGGGUGUAGUCAGUCGGUGUGAUGUGAUUGGCCAGCAGGGAGGUGGGCGGGGGCCCCUUCCAGUGAGGGCAUGUUAGAGGAAUUCCAAAAGGAGUGUUUGCACGCGAAUUCACCAGGAGCGCUCGGCCUGUUCUGUGUGGGAGGACAUGGAGGUGGACGCUGCCAGGACUCUUGAGGGCUGCGUGGACGUGCACGCACGCCUAGCACAAACCCACCAGGAUGCUACCGAUUCCUCAUGGCAGAAGACAAACAACAGUGGCGGCAGCGACAGUGACAGCGGCAGCGAGGGGAGCUGCCUGGAGGCCAUGACGGCGGACGGCCAGGACCACUACCUGAGGCUAGGACACACCCCCCGGCGCCGCUCUGCUCUGCGCCUGUCACGCAUCAUUGCACGCCAGCAGCUGCUUCGAAGGCUGGAGCAAGAGCUCGAGGCCAAGGAGGCGUGUGAUUGGCUUAGGGCGGCCGGGUUCCCUCAGUACGCGCAGCUCUACGAAGACUCACGGUUUCCUAUCAAUAUUUCCUCGGUGAAAAGGGACCAUGACUUUUUGGAUCGGGACCUGGUGGAGCCUCUGUCUCGGCGUCUCAACACUUUGAACAAGUGUGCCUCCAUGAAGGUGGACGUCAGCCAUCCUAAGAAGAAAGGUGAUGACUCCGAUGAAGAUGACCAGAUGGCCAUCAGUAAGCGUUGGACGUUCGAAUGGAACAGCCGCCGUUGGUCGCGCCUGCAGGACCUCCUGUCGGACGGUGCCAGCGAGGGCGGGCCGGCGAGCCGAAGCGAGGGUCUGCGCAGCACGGUGAGCAGCGAGAGCGUGCUGACCGACCUGAGCGAACAGGAGAUCUCCGAGGUCUCGUCGCUCCACAGCGAGGACUCGGCUUCCACCAUGGCCGACGCCGUAUCGGUGGUGUCGCUGUCCGCGUCCUACCAGCCGUCUGCAGAGUUGCUGCACUACAACUCCUUGCCCAUCAAGAGCGGGCGCCACGGACAGGGGGGGCGGAGCAAAGCCAAGGAGUUUCUACGACGAAUGGAAAUGAUGCGCACCUGGGGGCCAUCAACGAUGAGGAGGAGCUCAAAGCGCAGACCGCCGAUGGACAUCAGCGGGCCGGUGCUGCAGGGUGAAGAGCCUCUGGCCCUGCAAGUGCUUCAGUGUACUCCCAUCAGCCAACUGGAGCAAAACCUCCCCAAGCAUCUGACUGAUGGUGAGAUGUCGCCUGCUGACCUCAGCAACGACUGCAACGACCUUUCCAUGAUGAGUGUCAGCCCCAUACGCGAGCCACCAGCGUCCACCGUAACCGAAUACGCGUGUUCAAGAGCACGGACGGCCAGCAAGAGAAGCAGCAAGUACCUGGAAGACAUGGAGCUUCCCACUCAAGGGAAGAGGACAGAUGGACAGAGGAAUCACUUUUGUUCCUACGACAACCUCCUCAUCCAAAUCCCCAAAGACCACAAGCCAGGAACUUUCCCCAAAGCACUGUCCAUCGAAAGCCUGGCGCCCUCUCCCGGUGACGGUAGCAACACCACCAUCCCUCGGUUGUCUCCACCCAACAACAACCUGGACGACGUCUGGUCUGGAAGUGCCCCCCCCAAGCCCCCAUGUCCGAGGGCUCCCCGAGGCAGCAGAGUGAGCGUGUACGACAAUGUCCCAGGUUCCCACCUGUAUGCCAGCACCGGGGACAUCCUGGACCUGGAGAAGGAGGACAACCUCUUCCCUCACCUGGAUGACAUCAUCCAGCACGUUAGCGGCCUGCAGCAGAUUGUGGACCACUGGAGCCGCAGUGUGCUGCCAGAAGACGAGGACGGGGAGCGGAAGACCACUCCCAAUGAGGGCGACAGGGAUGGCACCUCGUUAAAUGACACAGAUUCUAUUGGGACCAGUCGGGAGAGGAGGGAUUCUGGGGUCGGGGCGUCCCUGACAAGGCCGCGUGUGCGCUGGCCCAGUUUCAGGACGUCCGAUCAUCUCAAGCAGCCAUCGUCUUCCCUGCACAUCAGCAGCCAAUCAGCAUCUCAGCUCAGCCUCCUGCAGAAGUUCUCAUUACUCCGCCUCACCGCCAUCAUGGAGAAAUACUCCAUGUCCAAUAAACACGGCUGGACGUGGUCUGUUCCCAAAUUUAUGAAGCGCAUCAAGGCACCCGACUACAAAGACAAGACUGUAUUUGGCGUCCCCCUCAUCGUCCAUGUGCAGCGAUGUGGCUUCCCGCUGCCCCUGUGUCUCCAGCAGGCCCUCAGCCAUCUCAGAAGCCACUGUCUGGACCAGGUGGGACUCUUCCGGAAGUCCGGCGUCAAGUCCCGCAUUCAAGCCUUAAGGCAGCAAUGCGACACAACGCCCGACUCGGUAAACUACGACGACCAGUCCGCCUACGACGUGGCUGACAUGGUUAAACAGUUCUUCCGGGACCUUCCAGAACCUCUCCUGAGCAACAAGCUGGGAGAAACCUUCUUACACAUCUACCAGUAUGUUCCCAAAGAGCAGCGACUCCAGGCAGUGCAGGCGGCCAUCUUGUUGAUGCCAGAUGAAAACAGGCAGGCGCUGCAGAUGCUGCUCUUCUUCCUGCGCGACGUCACCACACAGGUGAACGAGAACCAAAUGACGGCCAUGAAUCUCGCCGUGUGCUUGGCGCCCUCGCUCUUCCAUCUCAGCCUCAUGAAGAACGAGAUGCUGUCGCCGAGGUCGAUCCAGAGGAAGUACGCCACGGGCCGACCGGACCAGAAGGAUUUAAACGAGAACAUGGCAGCGACACAAGGACUGGCUCAUAUGAUUACGGAGUGUCAGCGCCUCUUUCAGAUCCCAGAGGAGAUGGUGACCCAGUCCCGCAACUCCUACAUGGAAGCGGAUCUUCUGGUGCCCCCGCUGGAAGAGCUGGGGAAGGUCCGUGAAGAUGAGAUGGAUGAAGACGAGGAGGUGGUGGAUGAGGAGGAGGAGGACUUUGAGGAGGGAUCCUAUCAAACUCACCUUGAAAGGCUGGUCCAGAACCUGCUGAAAGAGGCCAAAGAUAAGAGUAAAGGAUGGGUGUCUCGUCCUGCCAUCGAGCACACGGAAGUGGCCUCAAAAAAGGUGGGUGAUGGAAACCCACUGAGGCGCUGGAGGGUCAGCACAGAGGUGACAGCCACGCCCACCGAGGUUCUGCAAAGACUGCUGAGAGAGCGCCCCCGCUGGCACGUAGAGCUACAGCAGGAGAAGGUUCUGGAAACGUUGGAUAAACAGACAGACGUGUACCAGUACUCCUGCCACAACAUGGUGCCCCAGCCCAGCACUGACUACGUGGUACUGAGGUCGUGGCGUUCCGACCCGAUGAAAGGAUGGAGCGCGCUGGUGUGUGUGUCGGUGGAACACGAUGACGGCCCACGCACGGGGGCGGUUAGGGGUGUGGUUCUGGAGUCCCACUACCUCCUCGAGCCUUGCUGCACAGAGGGCAGAACCAGGCUCACACACAUCUCCAGAGUGGACCUCAGGGGGCGCUCUCCAGAAUGGUACAACAAGGCGUACGGUUAUCUGUGCGCUAACGAAGCCCAAAAAAUCAGAGCCUCGUUCCUCCCACUGGACCACAACACCGAGUCCAAGUUGUAAACAGCCAUCAUGCUUUAUCUCCAAAGUGAAUGCUGCCAGUAGAACCGGUAGGAGAACUAGACCUGAUGUCCCGCUGAUCCUCAUGGUACCAUCAUAUGUCCACAUACUUUCGCAACAAGUCCCCAUAGUGCCGCUGAGAAAAUUCACUGUUUGUGGCUUCCAAAUAGUCCUCACUGAUGUCAUCAUGAGGUCCAAUGAAUACCCCGGACUUCACCAUCAGCAUCCAACAAGACUUUGUGUAGUGGUGCAGGAUACAGACCUCCGCAGGGUGAGCUUCUUGAAAAGGGGGACUGUCCUCGUGACGCUCACACUUGACCGCUUGUGUAGAAGAAGAGUUCUUGUUGUGAAAUGAUUGUGUACAUUAUGUCAUUGCUGUCAUACAAUGUCUGAGACAUGUGAUCAUUGCACUGCUUCUGGGAAGCAUGGUGUGUGUGUGUGUGUGUGCGCGCGCGUGUGUGUGUGUUGUAAAUAAUAGCUUUUCAUCAGGGUCUUGCUAUCAUAUUGAUAAGCUGAAAUAAGCAAUAAGACAACUUACCUGCUUUACUGUUAGUGCUGCUAGAGGCUGCGUCGUCAUGCUGAUGAUGCUAUCAUAUAAUAUCUCUACUGUGCCACCUGACUGUGUGUGUAUGUGUGUGUAUGUGUGUGUGUGUGUGUGUGUUACCUGUGACCAGAUUUAGCGUAUCAACACAAAAUUGUUUUUAAAUAAAAUGAUGCAAAAACUA
Molecule: messenger RNA, 5391 nt
Organism: Doryrhamphus excisus (bluestripe pipefish)
Lineage: Eukaryota; Metazoa; Chordata; Actinopteri; Syngnathiformes; Syngnathidae
Product: StAR related lipid transfer domain containing 13a
Biological process (GO): actin cytoskeleton organization; regulation of Rho protein signal transduction; signal transduction
Molecular function (GO): GTPase activator activity; lipid binding; protein binding
Source: RefSeq, a predicted model, not a curated record